CGUAGGGAAAGCUGGAGGUGCCCGCCAGCAGCGGAGGUCGCAAAGAGCUCCUGUCUGACCGGACGUCCAUUCCACCAGCGUUCAACAACAACACCAGACACCAUCAUCCAAACCCAAUCCCCUUCACCAUACCUGCAAUCGCCCCGACUGUCGUGCCGAAGCUCUACGAGGUCGACCACAUAAUCAAACAAUAAUAGUGAUUGCACACUACCGACCGCAGUCGUAAUAUUGCCCAAGAUGGCGUUGAAUUUGGAUUUGUCGAACGCGGUGAUGAUGAAGGAUGAGCAGGGCCGCCCUCUCAUCGUUGUCAGAGAUCAAGGAAAGAAGAAGAGGCAAUACGGAAACGAAGCCGUCAAGAACCACAUUCUCGCCGCCAGAACCGUCGCAAACAUUGUCAAGACUUCCCUGGGACCUCGUGGCCUCGACAAGAUCCUCAUCUCGCCCGACGGCGAUAUCACAGUGACCAACGAUGGCGCGACCAUUCUACAACAAAUGGAGAUCACAAAUCACGUUGCCAAGCUACUAGUCGAGCUCUCCAAGUCCCAGGAUGACGAGAUUGGUGAUGGCACCACAGGUGUCGUUGUGCUUGCUGGCGCGCUGCUCGAGCAGGCGGCAGAGCUUAUUGACAAGGGUAUCCACCCCAUCAGAAUCGCCGACGGUUAUGACCAAGCUUGCGACAUUGCUGUGGCCGAGCUUGACAGAAUUUCCGAUGUUAUCGAAUUCAGCAAGGAGGAAACCGCAAACCUGGUCAAGGUCGCGAGGACAAGUUUGGGCAGCAAGAUCGUCUCCAAGGCCCACGACCAGUUCGCCAACAUUGCCGUCGAUGCGGUCCUCUCCGUCGCCGAUCUGGAGCGCAAGGACGUCGAUUUCGAGCUCAUUAAGGUGGACGGCAAGGUUGGAGGUGCUCUCGAAGACACUAUCCUCGUCAAGGGUGUUAUUAUCGACAAGGACUUCUCGCAUCCCCAGAUGCCUUCCGAGGUUAGGGACGCCAAGAUUGCCAUUCUCACAUGCGCCUUCGAGCCUCCCAAGCCCAAGACUAAGCACAGACUCGACAUCACCAGCGUUGAGGAGUUCAAGAAGCUGCAGACGUACGAGCGCGAGAAGUUUAUCGAGAUGAUUCAGCAAAUAAAGAACACUGGUGCCAAUCUGGCCAUCUGCCAGUGGGGUUUCGACGACGAGGCGAACCACUUGCUCCUCCAGAACAACCUCCCUGCUGUCCGAUGGGUCGGUGGUCCCGAGAUUGAGCUGAUUGCGAUUGCCACAAACGGUCGCAUUGUUCCUCGCUUCGAGGAUCUCAAGCCCGAGAAGCUCGGUAGGGCUGGUGUUGUUCGCGAGAUGACAUUCGGUACGACAAGGGAGAAGAUGCUUGUGAUCGAGGAGUGCGCCAACACCAGGGCCGUGACUGUCUUUGUCAGGGGUAGCAACAAGAUGAUCAUCGAUGAGGCUAAGCGUUCUCUUCACGACGCUCUUUGCGUCGUGCGCAACCUUGUUCGUGACAACCGUGUUGUCUACGGUGGUGGUUCGGCCGAGAUUGCCUGCAGCUUGGCCGUUGAGGACGCUGCUGUCAAGUCCCCUGGCUUGGAGCAGUACGCCAUGCGUGCCUUCGCCGACGCUCUCGACACUAUCCCCAUGACCCUGGCCGAGAACAGCGGUCUUAACCCCAUCGCUACCCUGGCCGAGGUCAAGAGCCAACAGGUCAAGGAUCCUGCUGGUCGCGGCCGUCUUGGUGUUGACUGCAUGGGCCGUGGCUCGAACAACAUGAAGGAGGCUUUCGUCAUUGACCCCCUCAUCGGCAAGAAGCAGCAGCUCAUGCUUGCGACGCAGCUCUGCAGAAUGAUUCUCAAGAUCAACAAUGUCAUUGUGUCUGGGUCGGGCGAGGAAGAUUACUAAGCUAUGAGCAAGGGAAAGAGAGCGAUGUAUGAUGCGUGGGGGAAGGGACAGAACCUAUACAUCCAAGGGCUGUCCCUCCUGGAGAAUUGUAUGUGGGCGUUUGACAUUAACCGAGUCAAAAGGAAGAAAUCGCGCAAUGUCAAGAUAAGAUAUUGUAGGAAUAUCAUGGUUGUAAUGACCGCUUGGUUCAGACCAUGCAACGCAUAUAGAGAAGUACUUGUAGAUACCAAAACAAGACGUGUGAAGACGAAGGAUGGAGCAAGGUUCCUUCAUCACAGUUGUGCCAGGAUAUCAAAAUUUCAAUGCGGU
This is a messenger RNA of Neurospora tetrasperma FGSC 2508, 2199 nucleotides long. Its product is annotated as T-complex protein 1 subunit epsilon. Gene Ontology annotation, molecular function: ATP binding; ATP-dependent protein folding chaperone; ATP hydrolysis activity. Gene Ontology annotation, biological process: protein folding. Gene Ontology annotation, cellular component: chaperonin-containing T-complex. The transcript has 5 exons. The record is from RefSeq and is a predicted model, not a curated record. Lineage: Eukaryota; Fungi; Ascomycota; Sordariomycetes; Sordariales; Sordariaceae. Bases 238 to 1890 code for a protein of 550 amino acids.